CGAUAAUGACUCUAUUCGCGUUGAUAUUUCACCAAAAUCUCAAUUAUUGGAUCAAAAUGAUCCUUCAAUUCUCAUUGUAUCCGUGAAAUUUCAGAGUGGAGAAUCAAUUUCACUGAUAACUUCAUUCAGUGGAAAAAUACACCGUCAAUACCUAAGUUUGUCAGUAACUGCUGGAGCAAAAAUGUUCAAUCAGACAACUGGAUUGUGUGGAUUAAUGAACGACUAUGAAAAUGACGAUUUCAAAGGUCCAAAUGGUCAAGAGUUUUCUUCCCAUAUUGAUUUCGUUGAAUCAUGGAGAAUGAUGAAUACUACUCGAAAUAAUGGAGGUCUGUUCAAUUCUUGGUCUUUUACUUUGUCCAACUUUCACAAGGACGACCCGAUGGAUUCUAGUUACACAAAUACAACUCAUAAACCUAUAUACAACCUUGAAAGUGUACCCCAAUCAAAAAUUGAUCUGGCAUCUCAGCUAUGCUCAUCGAACGAUCUUGGAAAUGAUGACAAAAACAAAUGUAUCUAUGACGUUGUUCUCUCUGAUGAUCCAUCAAUAGCGAAGCAAGGUGUUUUAACUUCGAAACAAUGCAAAAAUCAAUGUUCAAAUAGAGGAUUGUGCAAGGAUAAAGUUUGCGUAUGCAUUGAUGGAUGGUCCGGAGAUUAUUGCCAAACUGGGGUGUGUGGAGAAUGCAUAUACGGAAACUGUUCCGAAGGAUUUUGUUCUUGUGACAAGGGUUUCGAAGGACCAAAAUGUGAUAUUGUGGCUACUUGCGAAGGCAACUGUUCAUUCAGAGGAAUUUGCAUUCGAACAGAUGUUUGCGAAUGCGAAGAAGGUUGGACAACAAACAAUUGUUCAGAAGUAGCCAGAUGCCCUAGAGGAUGUUCAAACGAUGGUCUAUGUAUAGCUCAUAAUAAAUGUAAAUGUCAAAAGGGCUAUACAGGAGAAACUUGUUCAGAAUAUACCUGCGAAAGUGUAAACUACUGUUCAAAUCAUGGAUCUUGCAUAGGAUUCGACGUGUGUUUAUGUCAGAUAGGAUGGGAAGGAGAUUCCUGUUCCAGUCCAGUAUGCGAAGAGGAUUGUUCGUUGAAUGGAGAAUGUAUAGAACCGAACAAAUGUCUGUGCAGCGAUGGAUUUCGCGGUGAUAUAUGCGAUAUGUUAGAAGCAUGCCCCGACUUGAACAAUUGCACUAACCAUGGAAUAUGUAGAAAUUCCACAGAAUGUAUCUGCGAUAGUGGAUUCACUGGAAGGAAUUGUAGCGAACCCAAAUGCAAUCCCCCGUGUACAGUCAAUGGUAAAUGUGUUUCGCCCAAUGAGUGCGCAUGCGAUUCAGGCUACACUGGCAAUGAUUGUUCACAAUUUUCAUGCGAAUCGCUGGAUUUCUGUUCCAGUCACGGUAGCUGCGAUUCUUUUGAUCAGUGCUCCUGCGAUCAAUCGUGGUUUGGAGUAACUUGCUCAGAAACUUCUUGCAUAGGCAAAUCCAAUUGUUUUGGGAAUGGUCUUUGCAUUGAGCCGAAUGUUUGUCGGUGCAAGAGAGGAUUUAUGGGAGAUGAUUGCUCACAAGUGGCAUUGCCAAAUAUAGAAAAACCGCAAUUCCUUCAAGAAAAUUAUACAGUCUAUGUUGACGAGUCGAUUCCAACUGAUGAGUAUCUUGUCAGAAUUCAAGCGAAAGAUACCGAUACAGGGUCCACUCAAGGGUUGUUGUAUACUCUAUCCAACAGAAAUAUCUCUGUAAAAAUCGAUGAGAUAACGGGAAUUUUACAAUCAAAUGGAAAGUAUCAACCAGGAAUAUAUCACGUUGAAGUAAUUGCAGUUGAGAAUACACCAGCAAAAUUAUCUUCAACAGCAUUAGUCAUCAUUAAUGUGAAUGAUAUAAAUGAUUGCGCUGUCAUUGAACAUCCUCAAUUCGAUGAUAGAAUAAUCUUACAUACUGGAAAGUUGCAAGGAUCUCUCGUGACGAGAAUAGAAACAACUGAUAAUGAUUUGGGUUCAAAAGGUCAAAUGGUAUAUGAAAUGAUUAGCAUUCCCCAAGAUUUAGGUAUGAUUGGUUUAAGAGAAAAUUCAUCGGAAAUUAUAACCAAAAAAUAUCCUCUGCCAAUUGGAAGGUAUGAAAAUUACGUAAUCGUUUACGACAGAUCCGACAAUCCUUGCACUAGCACAUCUUCAUUCGUUGUAUAUAUUCAACAAGAAGACAAUGCAAUCGAUGCACUUACUACGAACAAACCGGACGAUGAAAGUACAAAAUACGAAUCUACAAACCCAACAAAAACCAAUGCAGUAACAACAGCAACAUCUACUGCAAAACCGAUUGAGGAAAAUUCAAGCAAGCUUUAUUUGAUCAUAGGCAUUUCAAGUGGAUCUGCAAUAGUAAUUCUUACCAUAGCAGCAAUUGUGUUAUGCUUAUACUGUCGAACCAAAGCUGUUAAAUAGUUGUUUUUUAGGAGUAGGCGAAAAAGUUGACCUAACACACACCACAUACCAAUCCACUUUUUAUUGGCACCUUUCCAACUUUUAACAAAUUGCAAUUAUCUAAACACCUUAACCUAAUUAGUCUAUUCUCAUCUGCAAUGUAAAAUUUAACAUUUGACAAUGCUUAAUAACUUUCAUAUGAUUCAAUAAAGUAUUCUUUGGCAAUACUUUACAGUAUGGUAACAAAUCAUCAUAUGAUAUUAGAAAAAAUGAUUUAACAAUUUUCACCUGCAUCUUUUCAAGGUGUUUGUUCUCCCUUCUCUAAUUUUCUUGGUUACCUUCUCAUUUUCAUUUAAAUGGGAUCAUCUAUACCGCUGAGUAGUGUAAAUAUUUAGGUAUUAUAUUCAUAAAAGGAUUAUUAUAGUAAACAAGAAUUUAUCAUAAUUCUCCAAUUUUCAUUCUAGCUCUCUAGAUUUUUAAAUUGCUUUCAAAUUUUUCUUUUGUGACGUCAUCACCAUAGUAAUUGGAUUGCGUCACAUAAAUCAUUUCAGUGGUUAGGGUUAGGGUUAACGGACUCUGAAUCAGUCUGGCCCAAAAAACCUAGAUAUACAAUUAGCCAAUUUGAAUUGAAGAAGGGUUAGUUAGAGAUAUUUUUGAAAAGUUGACUACUACUAGUUUGCUUGGAAGGAUGUGAAUUAACAAAAAAUAAAAUCUACAAUUUUUUUUCAAGAUGAUAUAAACUUUCAAACCUUUAAAUGAUUGAUUAGGAGACUUGUCAAAACAAAUUUUAUCAUUUUUCUUCUCUGUAUUUCCAACAAAGUGGAAGAUGUGCCCAAUUUCUGAAUUGAAUCCACAAUUUUGAAACAAUACUUGUUUCAAUUUUGUGCAGUUGAAUUUAAUGUUAUCAAAGAUAAUUCUUCCAAUAUCACUUCCAAGUGAAUUAUCUCCAAGAUGUAAAAUUGUCAGCUGUGUUUGCCUUCCAAUUGCUUCGCCUACUAUUUACCCAAUUUCUGAAUCAGAUCGGCAAUUUUCAAACCAUAUUUCUUUCAAUUUUGAGCAGUUGAGAUAAAUGUUUUCAAAAAUAUUUCUUCCAACUUCACUUCCAAGUAAAUUACCAACAAGAUUCAAAGAUGUGAGUUGUUUUUGCCUUCCAAUGGCUUCCCCAACUAUUAUGCCCAAUUUCUGAAGCAAAUCCGCAAUUUUCAAGCCAUAUCUUUUCCGAUAGUAAGCAGUUGAUUUGAAUAUUUUUAAAGAUAUUUCUUCCCACAUCACUUCCAAGUGAAUUAUUCCUCAAAUUCAAUGUUGUCAAUUGUGGUUGUCUUCCAAUUGCUUCCCCAAAUGUUUUCCCAAUUUUGGAAUCGAAUCCACAAUUUUCAAACCAUACUAUUUCCAAUUGUGUACAAUUGAGUUUAAUAUUUUGAAAGAUGAUUCUCCCCACAUCACUUCCAAGUGAAUUAUUCCCAAAAAUUCAAUGCUGUCAAUUGUGAUUGCCUCCCAAUGGCUUCACCAACUAUUAGCGCAAUUUCUGAAUCAAAUCUACAAUUUCCAAACCAUAUUUCUUUUAGUUUUGUGCAGGUGAGUAGAAUAUUUUUAAAGAUAUUUCUAAUCAUAUCACUAUUGAGUAUAUUUUCCACAAAAAUCAAAACUGUCAAUUGGGUUUGUUUGCCAACUGUUGCACUCAAUACUUUCUUAAUAGAUAAAUCAUAAACAGAGUUAUAUGAAUUGAAAAUUACAUUUACAAGAGUUGAGAGAUAGUGAAAAAUUGAAUUUUUUACCAGUUUCAAUAGUAUUUUCACCUUGUAAUAGUUCCGUGUACUGAGAAGUUUUACCUAUUGAGUUUAAUAGGAUAGAAAAAACUUCCAAAGUAAUUGUAGUUCAUUGGCUCCAUCUAGUAAUAGUGUUACUUGAACAUUCGUACUCUUUAAAAAGUAUUCAAACAGCUUUUCGUUAAAGUUUGAAUUCUUUGGAAAAUUAUUACGGAAGAGGAACUCGACGAAUUGAGAGUAGGUUAUAUUUGGAACUCUUCCAAGUGGGAAUAUAUAAGAGAAGACAGUCCUCUAAGAAAUUAUUACCAGUAAUCCAAGUAUGUAAAAUCUUCGUAGCAUGAUAAGUUUUACCCAUACCUGCUUGACCCCUAAUUAAAAUUCUUCUUUGACCUUGUUCGCCCUCUAAAAUCUCUAAGAUAGGUAGAAAUUCUUCGGUUAUCAAAUAUUUAAUAUAUUGAUUAAAAAAAUCAUAAUCAUCUUUAUCUUCAUCUUCAACUUUCAAAGAAUAAUCUAAAAUUGAAUUUUUAACAAAACAGGAAAUAAACAUUUUGUCAGAUUCAAAAUAUUCCUUCAUUAUUUUAUAGUAGAAUAUUAAUAAUUCAUUCUUUUCCACCAUUUUUCUUAUCUGAAUGUUCUGAGGAAGAAAAUGAGAGAAUAAACAAGCUCCAACCCUCCUAAUCCUAAUUAGUAGAAAAUUUCUACUUACUUUUCUUACGUAUCACUGGUUUCUGUAUUAGUAUUCAACAGCAUGUGUUGCUGGUAAACAGCUAUGCCUAACUAUGGCAGCAAUAUUGAGAUUUCAUUGAGCAGUGCUCUCACUCCAAUAUCUAAUAUGUAAUGUAAUGAAUAAUUUAAAAAUGAAAGGUGAUGACUUUGUGCUUAGAAUUUAUAUGAAAUAAUUAAUGAAUAGUCAAUUUGAAUAAACAAAAGAUUUGAAUGAGAAAGAGAGAAAGAGAGAGAGAGAGAGAGAGAGAGAGUGUGUGUGUGUUUGUAGAACAAUAACUGUAUAAAGAAGUAGUCUUUCUUCUCUUACAGUAUUCUUGCCAUCAACUACAAACAUUAGGUGUUCUCUCUUUGAGUAGUAUUUCAAAAAAAAGAGACAUUAGACGAGUCUGGAAGGACAAGCAAAUAGUAAACAUUAUUCAACAUCAAACAAACUAAAAGAUAUCUGGAAGAACAAGCUUAAUGAUCUGUAAAACAUUGGCUUUUGAUUGAAUUGACUUCUAAGAGAGAUAGUUAAGAUAUUCAUUUCAACUUCUACAUCUUCUUCAAUUGACAUUUACAGCCAUUUACAAUGACUGUUUAAAUGGCGAAGAUGAAGUGAAAGACUUGAAUUUCGAUUUUUGCAUACACUGUUACAAGCAAUAUAUGUCAAAUUCAACAAUUUGUUACAUCAGCAUUCUCGCUCCAGUGAUCUUCAUGAGAUCUUCUCUUCAUUCCAUUCUCUUGUUUUUGUCAUACCGGCCAUAAAUAAUUCAAGUAUUAUAAUGUAUUGAAUAAAUUGGAAGAUUUUUUUAAGAAAUGACAUUUAUAUCAAACUUGUAUAAUA
Molecule: messenger RNA, 5713 nt
Organism: Dimorphilus gyrociliatus
Lineage: Eukaryota; Metazoa; Annelida; Polychaeta; Dinophilidae
Source: the annotation of a GenBank genome assembly